AUGCACCCCUCAUUACAUAUUCUAAGCAGGUCGGCUUGGAAAGGACCACACAUAGUGCCAUUACCAAUAGCGAAAGCCAUCAAGAACAAAUCAAGCAUAAGAACAAAAGCUCGCAAUUGUACAAUAAUACCACAAUUUGUUGGACUUAAAUUUGAAGUGCACAACGGAAAAGAUUAUGUCGAAGUUGAAGUCACUGACGACAUGGUAGGCUCCAAGUUGGGUGAAUUUGCACCAACGAGAAAGAGAUUUAUGUACAAAUACUCCAAGAAUUAG
This is a messenger RNA of Lodderomyces theae, 273 nucleotides long. RefSeq names its product mitochondrial 37S ribosomal protein uS19m. Bases 1 to 273 code for a protein of 90 amino acids. Gene Ontology annotation, molecular function: structural constituent of ribosome; RNA binding. Gene Ontology annotation, biological process: translation; ribosomal small subunit assembly. The transcript has a single exon. The record is from RefSeq and is a predicted model, not a curated record. Lineage: Eukaryota; Fungi; Ascomycota; Pichiomycetes; Serinales; Debaryomycetaceae. Gene Ontology annotation, cellular component: ribosome; cytosolic small ribosomal subunit.